Periophthalmus magnuspinnatus is the source of this 4846-nucleotide messenger RNA. It is a transcript of the gene washc2c, whose product is annotated as WASH complex subunit 2C. Lineage: Eukaryota; Metazoa; Chordata; Actinopteri; Gobiiformes; Gobiidae. Gene Ontology annotation, biological process: retrograde transport, endosome to Golgi; protein localization to endosome. The transcript is spliced from 32 exons. Gene Ontology annotation, cellular component: WASH complex; early endosome. The coding region runs from base 231 to 4547 and encodes 1438 amino acids. Gene Ontology annotation, molecular function: phosphatidylinositol phosphate binding; retromer complex binding. The record is from RefSeq and is a predicted model, not a curated record.
GUCUUGCUCCAUGCUCCUCAGUGCACAGAGCUCAGGGCGAAAUCUUGGCCGCUCCACUUUCACUGCGUUGCUAAGCGACCGCAGUCAGGUGACUGUCUGCAGACAGAACAUGGCUGACCUGUCAGAAGACCAAUGAGAGAAAGGCCAAAUUUCACAUUAUCGAUCUGCUUUCCCCUGGCUUUUGGACUACAGUCGGUCUCUCCAAAACAGUGUGAAAGGUAACGGCCAAGAUGAGUGGGUUUCCAGAUGGGCUGACAAAUGGCCCCAGUAAAAGUCACCAUGUGGAUAAUGGUGCUCAGGUUUGGGAGAGACCAUGGACUAUUGAAGAAAUGAAACAGAACAGCGCCAACUGGUCCCUGGCAGCUGACUCAGGGCUCUUCCUGUUCCUUCAAGACUUCAGCCAGAGGAUGUUGUCCAAGACCCAUGAGAUCGAGAAACAACUGGACAGCCUGAUCCGAGACACCAAAGCCACGGACAGCUGCCUACAUUCUGUUUUCAAUGACUUCCUCAUGCUGUCCAACACACAGUUUAUAGAGAAUAGGGUUUAUGAUGAAGAAGUAGAGGAGACGGUGCCCAAAGCAGAUGCAUCAGAAAAGCAGCCUGAGCAGGAGAAAACGAGGGAGCAGAAGGAGGCUGAGCUCAUCCCUAAAAUGCAAGAGGCCGUCACUUAUGGUCUCAAAGUCCUGGAAUCAGCUUUUGAACAUCUGGACAUCAAAGCUGGAAACUCCGACUCAGAGGAUGAAGAGGUGCCCGACAGAGUGGACGCCAUUUUGGAGCCUAAGGAUCUGUAUGUAGACAGACCUCUCCCAUACCUGAUCGGCUCCCAGCCUUUUAUGGAACAAGACGAUGUGGGGCUGGGUGACCUCUCCAGUGAUGAAAUGUCAGUGGACAGUGACAGAGAUAGUGUGAUUGAAAGUGAAGAUGGCAAAGCUGCUGUGCAUUCAGAUGAAGACUACAACCAGGAUGAUGACGAGACUCCGGAAAUAAUGAAAAAGAAGUCCUCCAUGUUGAGUUAUGAGGAUGAUGAAGAUGAUGAGGAUUCUGACAUAUUUGGAGAUUCUGACAAAGAGGAAGAAGAGGACAGAAAGAGCACACAGCAGGCAUCCUUCGCAGAUGAGCUAGCUGCCAGAAUCAAAGGAGAACCUGUCACUAAACCAGAGGUGGACCGCGCUUCUCUGUCAUCUAAGAAGAAGAGUAAGAGCCGGAAAGAGUCCAAGCCCAUCAAGCCGGAGGCAGACGAGGACAGUGAUGACAUGUUCAAACCUCCAAAGAUGGAAGAGGAAGAGGAGGAAGAGGACCUGUCUCCAUUUGGGGUGAAGAGCGGACUCUUCAGUGGGGGGAGGGGCCUGUUUGACGAUGACGAUGAGGGAGACCUUUUCUCUGAUGCACCUAAACCACAUGUGGCAGAGGAAAAAAUACAUCACACCACAAAAACAACAGCACCAUCUACAGAUUCCACAAAGUCUGGGAAGAAAAUUCCAGCUGGUGGAGUUUCAAUAUUCCCAGAGAAUAAUUUGUUUGGUUCACCCCCUGACACCGAGCCUGUGGAAAGUAAAGAGAAUGGGACUCCUGUAGUUAAAUCCACAAUUGGAGGAGGGCUGUUUGAUGAUGAAGAGGAGGACGACUUCUUCAGUGGAAGUUCAAAAACAUCUGCAUCUGCAGUAAAAGAGAAGGUCAAACCUAAAAAGGCUAUUGAUCUGUUCGAUGAUGAGGAUGAAGAUGGAGACCUGUUCAAUGACAAGUCCAGCACUCCUCAGAGCAAGAAAGAAGCAGAAGAAGUCAAGCCUCCGGAGAAAAAGAUGCCUGCUGGGGCUGUGUCUCUUUUUGGUCCUGGGACAAAGAGCCUGUUGUCUGAAGGCCUAAAGAAGCACCUCCCCUCCACCACCCACGAGCCACACAAGUCUGAGGAGAAUGGGAUUGUUCCAGACGUUGCAAAGCCUGCUCCACAGCCUCCUCAGAAGCCUCAGAGCCGGGGGCUGUUUUCAGAUGACGAGGACACACAGAAUGGAAUAGCUCCAGAAGUUGAAAAGCCUCCUCCAAAGCCCACAGUGCCGUCUCAGUCCAGGGGUUUGUUUUCAGACGAUGAAGACUCACAGAUCUUCCCAUCUGUCCCCAAAAGUCAAUCUAAACCUGAGACACAGAGUCAAACCAAGACCAAGAAACCAGCCGUGUCCUUAUUCGACGACGAGGAUGAAGAGGACUUGUUUGCAUCUGCCUCUAAAUCUAAACCUACAGCACCUCAAACUAAAGCCUCCACUCCACAGACCAGUAAAGCAACGUCCAGCUCCCUCUUCAGUGAUGACGAGGACCAGUGGUUGGGUCCUAAGAGCACAGAACCAAAGAGUGGGAUGAAGUCGAGUGUGAGCGCCCCCUCUGGUCUGCCCAGUAUCAAAGCGCCUCAGAAGAGCAGUUUGUUUGAUGAUGAGGAUGAUGACCUCUUUGCUCCGCCUAAAGAGUCAAGUCAGAAGAAGUCUCAGAGAGUAGCGCUGUUGUUUGAAGACGAGGACGAAGAUGACAAAGGAUCACUCUUUAGUAUCAAACCUGCAGCUUCACCGGCUCCUAAAUCUUCCCCAGUUCCCUCCAAGUCCCCUGCCCCUCCCCCAAAGAACACUCCCGACAUCCCACCCACGACAACAGCAGAAGACAAGCCUCCGGAUGUGUCCAAACCAGCGGAGAAGACCCCCACGCCCACGCCAACCUCACCACCAGAGGGCAGUGCGCCAGCCAGGAAGAAGCCAGCCGGAGCGGUCAGCCUGUUCGGAGGGAUCGAUGUGUUCGCCAGCGCACAGAGCAAAAGUUCAGUGGAGAAAGAGACAGAUAAAGAUGGUGUUGACAGUGGUCCUCUGAAUGUAGAGGAGAAAGAGGAGAAGAAAGAGGAGAAGAAAGAGGAGAAGAAAGAGGAGAAGAAAGGAGAGAAAUCCAAAGUGAAGGCUGUGAGUUUGUUUGACGACGAUGAGGAGGAGGAGCCAGAUCUGAGCGAUUCGAUAUUCACGCCGUCCAAACCUCCUAAAAACACUCUAAAGUCCACAGAGGAGAGGGUCCCAGCCAAAAGCACAGGAGUGUUCCAGGACGAGGAGCUGCUCUUCAGUCACACUCAGCAGAAGGACAAUGACCCGGAUGUAGACCUCUUCUCCUCCUCAGGGAAAAACACUCACACUACGAGUUCCAAGCCCAGCAGCACAGUGAAGCCAGCCGCACCCAGUCUGUUUUCAGAUGAUGAUGAAGACGACUUAUUCAGCGCUGUCAAACCCAAAGCCCCACCACCGAAAGUAGCAGAGAAGCCCAGUAAACCUGUGGAAAAGGCACCACUGGCCAGUCCAGAGCCGUCAUCAGAGAGUCAGAAGCCUGCCCCAGCUCCUGUUAAACCUAAAGAUCCCUCUUCAAGGAUUGGGAAACUUCAAGCGUCCCUUGUGAUAAACCCGUCCGCUCUUCUGCCUGGUGCCCUCCCGUCCCUCCCCAGCUCAGGCUCAGGUCUGGGCGCCAGUUCCUCAUCAGGAGUGUCCAGCUCCAGCCUGAGCCCGAGCCCGCUCACCUCUCCUCUGGAACUGCCCCAAGACACUGAGGCAGCAGGGGUCAGCUUUGACACACCCGCACAGGUCACUACACUGCAGAGUGCACACAAGGGCCGAGUGAAAGGUUCGUCCCUGCGGAGGCCCCAGUCCAGAGCAGCUCGACAGCUGUCUGCUCAGAAGUCUGUACAGGACACCAGUGAUGCCCUGAUAAAGACUGUACCCAACCCCAGUGUGCCUAAAAUGCGCCCGCCUCCUCCUGCAGAGCCCCUCUCUGCUCCAGUCCAACCAUCUCCUGCACCCGCUGCCCUCACAGUACCAGUAUCCACAAACCACACAGACUCUAGCAAAGAAAGCAACAAACCUAAAAACACAUUACCCAUUCCAGACGACAUUUUCAGCUCUGACAAUCUGUUUGGAUCAAGUAUAGCUCCUUCUAAACCGCCUUCAACUAACUUGAAAAAUGAAUCUUCGCCAGCCAGUAAUGACACGAAAGCGAAGAAAGAGAAAGGCGGUCUCCCCUCUCUCUUUGACGACAGCACUGAUGACCUUUUCCAGAAGGUCAAGUCCAAACCGAGCACUAAGAAAGCCAAGCCCGCAGUGUUUUUGGAAGAUGAGGAUGACGAGGAUCUGUUUGGAGUUAACAACAGCACCACCCCCUCCACAAACAGUAAAGACAGCAAGAGUAGUAAUAGUACGUCAAAGCAAGAUAUCUUUCAGGAUGAAGUGGACCCAGUGCCUAAAGCCCAGAAGAAGCACAAGGAGAAGAAGUUUGAUGCCAGUUUGUUUGACGAUAACGUGGACAUUUUUGCCGAUCUGUCGGACACGUUCAAACCCAAACACAAGGCCAAGACAAAAGGAGAGGCCAAGUCCAUAUUCGAUGAUGACAUGGAUGACAUCUUCUCCACAAGCACAGUCAAAGCAGUAGCCAAGGCUCCUCCUAAACAGAAGAAACCCCCCUCUCCUCCAGAGCCCAGUGCGGCCUCCGACACAGUGGACAUAUUCGACGAUCCACUCAAUGCCCUGGGAGGAAACUGAACUCCACUCGCCUUAUUUUUACACCUGUGGACUAGCUCAUCAUGUGACCCAAACUACAGACCCGGACACUGUUAUGUUUAUUCGCAAUUAUGCCGUUUAAAGGUCCUACAUUACACUCAUUUAUUAUAAUGUUUCUUCAUCGAAAACGUACCUGGAGUUGUGUUUUGUUUCAUUCACUCAUGUUUAACACACAAAUAGAGAUAUAUGGAGAUAUAGAUAGGCUAAUAAUGCUGGAUUACUCAAACAUGUGUGAAUGAAACAAAACACAACUACAAGUCUGUGUUUGAUGAGGUAACAAC